Molecule: messenger RNA, 1878 nt
Organism: Cannabis sativa
Lineage: Eukaryota; Viridiplantae; Streptophyta; Magnoliopsida; Rosales; Cannabaceae
Product: transcription factor HHO6
Exons: 5
Coding region: 408-1634 (408 amino acids)
Biological process (GO): regulation of DNA-templated transcription
Molecular function (GO): DNA binding; DNA-binding transcription factor activity
Source: RefSeq, a predicted model, not a curated record
AAUUAGGAAUAGCAUCUGGAUAAAUAAUAAAAUUUAAUUAAUUAUAGCAUAUGCGACUACCCGAUCAACAAAUUAGACAGCUGUCAAAUUAUCAUUGGUUUAUCAAUCCUUCCCCACUCUCUGUUUUGUUUUUUCUUCAGAAUCUUUCUUCUCGCCUUAAAUUUACACUUUCAUUUUCUAUUUUUUUCAUCUUUCAAAGUCCACAUUUUCUAUCCUACCAAGCAUCUUUUUCCCUUGUAUAUAUAUAUAUACACACACAUAUAUACUCGGUGUCGUAUAAUAUUUGUUAAUACAGCGACUUCUCCAGAACUGUUUCUCAUUUUCUCUCGUUUUUUCCUCUUUAACGUAACGAGAACAGGUAGAACAAACAAAGAAAGAUCUGAGGUUUUUCUUUAGAGAUUUAUCAAAUGGGUUCGAUUCCAUCGGAGCUGAGUUUGGAUUUCAGAGCAAGUUAUGUCCCGAAAUCGAUCCAUGAAUUUCUCAACGAGGUUUCAACCAUCGAAAAUGUACCCGAGAGGGCCUCGAAGCUCGGUGAUUUCGUCCGAAGAUUGGAAGAGGAAAUGAAGAAGAUCGACGCAUUCAAACGCGAGCUUCCUCUAUGCAUGAUUUUGUUAAGUGACGCUAUUCUAACUCUGAAAAAGGAGUCAUCCCAAUGUGCAGUGACAACAAAUCCUCAGCCAGUGCUCGAGGAGUUUAUACCAAUGAAGAAGGAUUGUGAAGAAGAAGAUGAAGAACGCGAAGAACAUAAGAAAAACAAAAAUGAAAAAGACUCGAGGGAUAAAAAGAACUGGAUGAGCUCUGUUCAGCUGUGGAAUACAGAUGAUAUAUCCAGUGGUGAUCAUUUAAACAAGAAUUCGAAGCAAAAUUCCAUGACUCAAACUAAGAUGAAUGAUGAGAAGAUUCUGAAAAAUGAAGACCCAUUUCCGAGCUGUAGAAAUAGGAGUUCAGAGAGGUCUUUUGCACCGUUUAUUAAGCCGUAUUCUGGUUUUUUGGUGAGGAAAGAAGAGAAAGAUGAGUUUUCGAUUCCAGGGCUUUCAUUGCUCACUCCGGGCUUGAAGAAUCCCAAGGAGGAAUCGGGUUGCGGCAAUGCUAGAUCCAAUUCUGGUCGAGCUGUCUCUUCCUCGCCAGCUAAUGUUCAUUCGAAUUUGAGAAUUGGGUCCCAGCAGACUGCUCGGAAACAGAGAAGGUGUUGGUCACCUGAGUUGCACAGGCGAUUCGUCAAUGCCUUGCAGCAACUCGGAGGUUCACAAGUGGCCACCCCUAAACAAAUUAGAGAACUCAUGCAAGUAGAUGGUCUGACCAAUGAUGAAGUGAAGAGUCAUUUGCAAAAAUAUAGACUUCACACAAGGAGAGUUCCAUCAGGCACAUCAGCCCCUGCAAACCAAUCCGUUGUUGUUUUAGGUGGCUUAUGGUUGGGCCAAGAUCAAUAUGGCGAUUCUUCAAAAGCUAGUAGUUCACAGUCAGGUUCUCCCCAAGGACCCCUCCAGUUAGCUGCAACGAGAGGUGGAAGCCCCACUACAGGGGAUGAAGAUAGCAUGCAAGAUGAUGAUGAUGAUGAUGAUGCUAAAUCUGAAGGCUUUAGCUGGAAAAAUCACCUUCAUAAACCCUUGAAAGAUGAUGUACAUAGAGUGUGAAAGUAUAAUCACGAAGAGAAUUUUGCAGAUAACAAUAUAUUAUACCAUUGGAUAAGAAAAAUAAUACAACAGCAUAUAAAAAAGACCUUGAGUCUUUUGAUAAUAGAGUGAGAGAAGAGAGAGAGAGCGGCUAUUAAAAUUUUGCAGGAUUAGUUUAAGAUGAGUUUUUUUUUUCUUCUUUUAUGGAGUUAGUAUAAGAACUCUUUUACCUAGCAUUGCUAUUUUAUUUUAUUUUUGGUUCUUA